Aspergillus calidoustus is the source of this 1548-nucleotide messenger RNA. NCBI's taxonomy places the organism in Eukaryota, Fungi, Ascomycota, Eurotiomycetes, Eurotiales, Aspergillaceae. The record is from the annotation of a GenBank genome assembly.
AUGACCCAAAUUCCUACAUCGCCAUCAAACUGGGAUUUCACUGCGGUGAUUAACCUGUUACGGUCCCCCACAUUUCGGAGUGGUGAUCAGCCGACUCUCGCCUCUUCUUCCUCUUCCCCAGAUUCUCCGGCCCCUUCACUACUAUCACACACGCUUGUGAAACAUGACGUAGAGAAGCCGGCCACCACGGAGCAGUUCUUGGGUGAUGCAAAUCGGAGCGCGCGGAAGCUGGGAGAUUUUGCCACAAUCUGGGAGAUUUUGAGCAAACCUCUCCCCUUAACUCCCUCUGAGGUUGCUGCCGAUAUAUCCAGGCAAUCGCACGAGUCAAAACAUACCCUGCGACCAACAAACCCCGUUGUGAUACUUAAACGACCCAUACCAGACAACUCGGUUGAGUUAGCCCCGCCGACACCUGGGACUCCCUCAAAACCGAUACCAGUUGCAAACCUCAGCAGCACUGGCACCAGCCUUGUUCUGUGCAGCAGACGUAGCGCACACACCGAGCGGCACGGCUACCAAAAUGAUACCAAUAAUGAAUCCCUUUCGCUUGACAGCAAUGCGUUGGGAGAGUCCGACUCACCCAGCAUUUUCGAUCUUCCGCAUUCAAAGCCACACAACAUCUCACCAAUGAUUCCGCCUCAGCUGGGUGUUGCGCCGGCUAAGGCAGGGAGAGGUGAAACACCUCCGUCCUCUUUUGACGAGUCGGAUGGAUUUUUGUCGGAUACUGUCAAGCAUCUUUCAAAAAUGACCCGUAUACAGCCACUUGCGUAUAAGACAGCCGCCGAUCAACAGGUUGGACUUCUGACGAAGCUCCUGGGCAAUUUCCCAGAGUAUGCGGAGCUUCUUGCUCGGUCAGGACGCUCUAGGAAACCAAAGGAAGCGGAUAUCCCGUCACGCCCGAUUCACGUAUUCAUUGAUAUGUCCAAUAUCAUGGUGGGAUUCCACGAUACGAUGAAAAUCUCGCGGAAUAUUCCUUCCAAUAUUAGGAUCCGGCGUAUUCCCCUCGCCUUUCAAAAUUUCUCCCUGAUACUCGAGCGGGGUCGGCCCACAGCAAAAAGAGUUCUUGUUGGCUCAGAUCGUUAUGCAGCUAUAAACGAUAGCGAGAAACUUGGAUACGAGGCGAACAUCCUCGAUCGAGUUCAUAAAGUUAAAACACUCACACCCCGUCAGCUCAAGUUUCGCAGAAAUCCUAAGGCGGCGUUGCAUAAUGCUGGUCAUAGUUCUGAAACGAACGAUGGACCUGAGCAGCGUUGGGUCGAGCAAGCUGUGGACGAAAUUCUACACCUGAAGAUCCUGGAAAGCCUAGUGGAUGUGGACGAGCCGGCAACGAUCGUGUUAGCCACUGGAGACGCUGCCGAAGCAGAGUUUUCUGGUGGGUUCUUGAAGAUGGUGGAGCGAGCUUUGCAGCGCGGCUGGAAGGUUGAGCUGGUUAGCUUCGCUCAGGUGACGAGCUAUUCCUAUCGCAGGAAGGAGUUUCGUUCGCGGUGGGGAGAUCAGUUCCAGAUGAUUGCCCUCGAUGACUAUCUUGAGGAGCUCUUGGAUAUGUAA